Messenger RNA from Rosa chinensis, 778 nucleotides. Its product is annotated as protein ABCI12, chloroplastic. Lineage: Eukaryota; Viridiplantae; Streptophyta; Magnoliopsida; Rosales; Rosaceae. The coding region runs from base 86 to 778 and encodes 230 amino acids. The transcript has 5 exons. Gene Ontology annotation, cellular component: chloroplast. The record is from RefSeq and is a predicted model, not a curated record.
AUUGAAACUGUACACAUCUUUACUCCCUGUAUAUUCUGUUUUAUAACAGUUUUAGAUACAAUAUUGAUAUACUGUCAUCUUGAUCAUGAAGGUUUGGCUUUUGGCUCUAGUUGUGUUACCAGCGAGGUCACACAUAAUACUUCGUUUUGGAUUAGUUGUUUACUUGGCCAUUUUGUCAAUAUGGGUUCUGCCGAGACAUGCGUGGAUGGAUCAAUUGGGAAGAGUGUCUUUAAUUUCUGGACUUUUGUUCAUUAUGCUAGGGCUGGGUGUAGAUGGCGCACCAGCCCUUGUUCAGUUGAGAACUCCUCCUCCUGCAAUCACAGGAUUAUCAAAUCUUCCUGCAUCUCUGGCAGGCUACUCAUAUUUAAUUUUUAAGCUAGGACCAAUACAGUUUACAAGGAAGGGCUUGUCUGUAGCAAGCACAGCUGCUUGUUUAACCUUUACGGUUUUCCAAAGUGCGAGCCUUUGUCAAACAACCACAACCCCUGAAGAACUUGCAUUUGCCUUGCGGUGGUUUAUGCUCCCUUUGACAAAUCUUGGAGUUCCAGUGGCUGAAGUUAUUCUUACACUCAUGCUUUCGUUGAGGUUCAUCAGUCUUGUGUUUGAUGAGGUUCGUAAUGUUGCAUUGGGGAUUGUAUCUCGUAGGAUAGACUGGCAACAGUUAACAAUGGUGGAGACAAUUGAUGGUAAAGCCUCUAUUGCAUUUGUAUGGGAAGUCAUUGCUGGAGAAUUAUCUGUUCUUAAAUGCCUAUUUGUUGUGACAUCUCCCUUUUGGUAA